This is a messenger RNA of Eruca vesicaria subsp. sativa (arugula), 2472 nucleotides long. Lineage: Eukaryota; Viridiplantae; Streptophyta; Magnoliopsida; Brassicales; Brassicaceae. The record is from the annotation of a GenBank genome assembly.
AUGAAGAAGCUUUUCUUUUUCAAAUCAUCAUCUGGUAAUGCCACUGAUAAACAUAUCCUCCGAGAAAAAGAAUCAGAAACUACUCCAAAGAGUGGUGGUGGUCACGCUCUUAGACGAAGCCGUUCACUUUCUUCUUCAGCUUUUCUCCUUGAUGGAACCAUCUCAAAUGGUUCUAGAAGCAGUCGACAACAAAUUCAUUCAUCUCGAUGUUUUACACCGGAAAGCCAAGGAGAGCAUGGUCGCAUGUAUAAUGAUUCAUCUCCAAGUUUGUCAUCAACUUGUUCUAGUAAUCUCUCUAGUCAAGUCUUGGACCGUUUCAUUGAUGGAGAAGCGCAUUAUAAUAAGCAAAAGAGUGGUUCUUUACGUAGUAAUCACUCAGGGAGUGUCAAAGGAAGGAGGCUCCCACCUCGAGUUCAAAGCCCUUCACCACUAUCAGAUAAUGUCCUAGACAAAGGACAAUGUAACAAUGGUUUGGGAGAUGCAUCAGCUCGUUCACUUUCUCAUAAUAAGGCGUCAAGUUAUGACUCAAAAAGCUUGGAUGUUUACGCCAAUCUUGUUUCGUUGUCUGAAGACAAAGAACCGAUGAAUGGAUAUUACACGAAUGAUCACCACACAGAGCAGCACCAAGAGUUUUUCUUGCUAAGUGAGAAUGUUUGUAAAGAAGGUGAGCUAGAGAAGAAGUAUAAAGAAGCUGGGAAGAGAGUGAAGAUGCUUUCUCAAGAGCAUAAGUUUCUUUCAGACAGUGACUUUGAUGUAUCAUCUUUGGUUGAUGAUGAGAAGGUGGGUUUGGCUUUAGAAGUCUUAACUCUUCUGCGGUCACAAAUGGAUGAGAGAGCUUCUGCAAAGGAAGAAAUCAAACGGGCAAAGACUGAUUCAGAAUUGCAUAUAAAGAGACUAGAGAAAGAGAAGAGCGAGUUACAGUUUGAACUUGAGAAAGAGCUUGAUAGAAGGUCAAAAGAGUGGACUUCAAAGCUGGAGAGUUUCCAGGUGGAGGAGAAGAGGCUGAGGGAGCGUGUCAGAGAGCUUGCUGAGCAUAAUGUCUCACUCCAGAGAGAAGUAUCAACAUUUCAUGAAAAGGAAACCGAGCGGAUUGAUAUGAUGAGAAACAUGGAGGAGAAAGUUAAUGAGUUGAGUGAAACAGCAGAGGAUACACGUCAAGAAAAUUCAUAUCUUAUGCAAAGCCUCUCCAAGUUACAAGAGGGUUACACUGAUACUACAGAAGAUCUUGAUAGUGUAAGAAGAAAGUUUGAAGAGAAGGAGAUGGAAUGCAAGGAGUUGUACAAAUCAGUUACGAGGUUGGUAAGAACCUGUGGGGAACAAGAGAAGACGAUUCAGGGACUUAGAGAUAGUCUCUCCGAGGGAACUAAACAUGAAGAUAUGGUGAAGAGAUUGCAGAUGGAGCAGAUAAGGUUGACAGGGGUUGAGUUCUCACUUAGAAAGGAAGUGGAAUCAAUGAAGCUUGAAGUUGAUUCACUACGUGUUGAGAAUAUUUCUUUGCGGAACUAUGACACUAUGACAACUUUUAAGCUAGACAAUGAGAUGAAGAUGCGUGUAGGGCUAUUGCAAGACCAAGGGGUUUUGAUGUUAAAUGAGAGCACACAGCUAUGUUACAAGUUGCUGAAGUUCAUCAAAGAGAAGUUAUCUGAGGACAUGCAUAAUGGAUUGAGUGAGCAGUUUCUGAUUGAAUCUGAGAUGAAUGUCCAUGGAAUACGGCGUGGUACUGAAAGCCUCAAGAGGAGUUUGCAGACAGUCAACAGUUUGUUGGUUGAGAAAGCCAAUGAGAUUGCAUCAAACACAGAAUCAUUGAGGUCUACUGAGCCAAACAACCAAUCAGUAGAGAAACUUUUGAGAAGUGAACUGAGAGCAGAGACUCUAGUAACGAGUUUGUUAAGAGAGAAACUGUACUCCAAGGAACAAGAGAUUGAACAGCUGCAAGCAGAAGUAGCAGCAGGUGUACGAGGUAACGAAGUUCUCCAACGUGAAAUCCAGAAUGUCUUGGACAACCUUUCAAUGAACACACACCAAUUAAAAGACUUCAAGAUUCAGAUGGUGAAGAAGGACGAGAACGUUAACCGGCUUGAAACCAAUCUCCAAGAAGCUGCUAAACAAUUGGCUAGCAUGAAAGUUGCAUUAUCAAAAGUGUUGGAGGAAAGAGAAGAGAUGUGUAAGGAAGUAAAUGACUGCAGAAAGAGAAACGUGGAUCUGGAGUCAGAGAAGGAGAUGUUGAAGAAGGAAGUGGAGAGAUUGGAAGAAGACACACUGCUUAAGGAAGGUCAGAUCACGAUACUAAAAGACACGCUUGGAAGCAAGCAUUUCGAUCUCCUCUCUAGUCCUGACUUCUCAUAUAACGAGUUUUUAGUCCAAUAAGACAAGAAAAUAGAUGUAUAGGCUUAUUUUUCUUUCUUUCUUUAGGUCUUAUAGAUUUGAUAUAUAUGCUUUCUCAAACUUUUUGAAUAGCUAAUAAGAUUCACA